Paramormyrops kingsleyae is the source of this 1337-nucleotide messenger RNA. RefSeq names its product mitochondrial ribosomal protein S35 (gene mrps35). Gene Ontology annotation, molecular function: structural constituent of ribosome. The record is from RefSeq and is a predicted model, not a curated record. Lineage: Eukaryota; Metazoa; Chordata; Actinopteri; Osteoglossiformes; Mormyridae. Gene Ontology annotation, biological process: mitochondrial translation. Gene Ontology annotation, cellular component: mitochondrial small ribosomal subunit.
GCUUUCCGUACGCGUUUGUCUUAUUCCAGUUAUGGCUGCCUUGGAGCUGUGUACGGCGGCAAUGUCCUUAAACAGAAUAAAUCAACAUUUAGGGGCUAUAAUACUAAUUCCGAUACGAAGAGGGUUCGCAGAUUCAACGGGCGUGUCUGCAGCUGGAAGGAGAGGACCCCCGAAUAGAAAGCCGAGGAGGGAGAGUGGACCGCCGCGAUAUGAGAAAAUGUCCACAGACCAGGACUGGACCAGCGUGUACCCGACUGCGGCCGCCUUCAAGCCGUGCUCCGUGCCCCUGCCUGUCCGCAUGGGCUAUCCGGUGGAGAGGGGGGUUCACCCAGCCAAGGAAGGCAAUUUGGAGCUUAUAAAGAUUCCCAACUUCCUGCACAUAACUCCACCUGCGAUUAAGAAGCACUGUGAAGCUUUAAAGCAGUUUUGCACAGAGUGGCCAUCCACCUUGGACUCGGACGUCAGGUGUGAGGAGCAUUUUCCCAUCCAGAUGGAGACCAAGGACUUUGUGUUUGCUGGGCCCUCUCUGAGGAGCCCCGCCAGUCGGGUGGUCAGGCUCAAGGUGAAGCUGUCAUGCCUGAAUCUGGACUUGCACGCAAGGAGGAAGCUGGUGAAGUUGGCUGGGCCCCGGUACUGUAGGGAGACGGACACUUUGACCCUCACGGCAGACAGAUGUCCAUUGAAGAGGCAGAACAGAGACUACGCAAUGUACCUCCUGACCGCCUUAUACCACGAGUCCUGGAAAACGGAGGCCUGGGAGCAGGAGAAGACCGAGGAAGACAUGGAAGAAUACGUAUGGGAAGGCAGCCCCUCACAGAAGAAUGUGGUGGACACUCUGCUACGCAUGCGGCCUGAUACGGAGGCAGAACCCUGCCGGGACAAGCUGCUAACCUCUGCUGAGGUGCGGGAAUAUGGCACCGCAGUCAGCCAGCUGAAGAACGAGGGCGAGAGUGAGGAGGGUGUACUGCGGUACAGGGAGGCUGUGAGACAGUUGCUAAGGCUUUGAGCUCCUCCUGCAUAAACGGGCUGUCUGAGGGCCUCACUGACACCUUCGUCAAACAGAUGCAAGUGCUGAGGCUGAUGGACUGAAGCCCUGUGGCUAUGUGCCAUUGUAUCAUCGUAAUUGCACUGGUUCUGUUAAUCUGGGCAGAAAUCUGUGUCCAGAUCAGAAAGCCUACUGUUCCCGAAGGUGUGUUUGUCACCAGAUUAAAUUGGUUGCCUCUCCUGUCACAUAUCGUUUCCAUGGUUCUGCUGGGCCCUAUAGUAACCGCUCACUCAGAACAGAUUCAAUAGUUGAAGCCGAAACUGUAAACACAUUAAAAUUGUGUUUGAUAUCA